UGGCCUUUCCUAAACCCUCCCGGAAACAAAGUUUUGCCGAAUAGAGCCGAACGAUGCAACUUCAUGGACCUUCGCUUGAGACGUUCGAGGAGCUUCUGGAGAGGAUCAGCAGUGGUCUGGAGGAGGUGAAUGAGCACGUGCAGAAACUGCAAGAGUAUGGCAAGGGACCAGCUCUUCGACUCUCGCGCAACUUCUCGAAGGCAUCGGUGAUGCACACUUCUUCCCAGCCGUUGCCGUCAGAGGAGUUGCCUUCUGAGCGCAAGGUGAACUUUCAAUUGCGCUCCACCACGGUGUCUUCAGUUUCAGCCGAAGAAGAUGAAUGUUCGGUGCGGAAGAAGCCGCCCUCAGUCUUGCAGGACUUGAAGGAGCAAGCGAUAACGUCUACCAAGACCCUUGCACAGAUGUCUCGGCAAGCUUCCCAGCACUAUGUGCCCCGGGAGACCUGGACCGAGUAUGCGGAUAAAGGCCAGAACAGCGACUUCCAGGACUUCUUGGAGAGUUGCGUAGAGAGGUACGCGCACAAGAAGGUCACUUCUCAAAGACGUCAAUCCAUUGAUGAAAGCUACCUUGAAAGCGAGGAGGCCAGAUCCAGAUGCCGGGGCAGGUGCUGCUGCUGCUGCAAGAGGGCCAUGAUCCAUCCGCAGUCGAGGACGAGGUUAAUCUGGGACAGCAUCAGCGUCAUCAUGAUUAGCUUGGACAUCAUCAUGCUGCCAAUGAUCUACGGGAUGAAUAUGGGUGACGUGCUGGAGAUUGUAGCCGUGGAAUGGAUUUGCACGAUUUUUUGGACCGUGGACAUGAUCAUCACAUUUAUGACUGGAUACAUUCUGGGUCCUGAUGUCAUUAUGAACCCGCAGAAGGUUGCCUGCAACUAUUUGCGGACUUGGUUUACUAUCGACUUUACCAUUGUGGGCUCUGAGUGGGCAGCCCGCAUCACAGAGUUUGUGAAUGGCCUCAAUGCCUUCCGUGCUGCCCGCGCUGUGCGCGUGCUCCGCGUGGUGCGUGUGGUGCGGCUGAUCCGCCUCGCGCGCUUCGUGAAGACCUUGCACAAGUUCACCGAGCUGACCGGCUCACUGCGCCUGCUCAUCCUCUUCAAUGUCGCCAAGAUGACAGCGCUCUUGCUGCUAGCGGUGCACAUCUUCAGCUGUGGCUGGCACUUUGUUGGCUUCUACACGCCUGGAGGCUGGGUGGAGAAGGAGAACUUCUUGGAGGAGUCCGUGCUGGUGAGGUACAUUGCAGCUGCUCGCUGGACUUUGGCGCAGCUGAACGGUAGAACUGACCGAGAGGAUCGGACCUUCGUGGAGAUGUCGUAUGUGGCGUUUGCAGCGUGCUUCACGCUGAUCUUCAUGUCCAUCUUCGUGUCAAGCCUCACCUCGCGAAUGCUUCAGUUGCAACAGCUCAUGGACAAGGAAUCAGGUUACAAGCGGCUGUUGCAGAGUUACAACGAGACGCACAACUUGUCGUGGACUACAGUUUACCUGGCACGGCGCCACAUUGAGGACCGCACCAAUUUGGAUAGCGACAUGAACUUGGAGAAGGAGCUUUUGCGGCUCUUGCCGGUGCAGACCCAGGCCGAUUUGCUGUCAGAGGUGCGCUUUCCUCUGCUUGUACAUCACCCGCUCUUCCGCCUUCUUCAUGGAGAGUUCUACUCAGUGAUCCGCAACAUGCUGAUCACUGCUGUGAAGCAAGAACCCACCCGGCACAUGGAGACCAUCUUUGCCAAGGGCAGCGUGUGCCACCAGAUGUAUUUUGUGGAUGGUCAGAGGCUGGUCUACAGCAAGGACACCGGCCUCAAGAACUGGCUGGCCAUUUGUGGCUUGGGCUGCGAGCUGCAAACUCGCUCUGCUGCAAACCGCAUGCGGAAUCUGCUACGGGGUCACAGGGCAUUGCAGGCCCAAGAGGGAAUUCUCAGCACCUACGAGCUCUCAGAGGGCACCUAUCUUUGCGAGGCGAGCUUGUGGGUGGAGAAGUGGUACAACCAGGGUGACUUUGUGUCUUUGGCCCACAGCAAGCUCGUAGUCAUCAACUGCGAUGCCUUUGCAGAGGCCGUGGCCAAGCACGAAGACACCUUGAAGUUGGUGAGUCUCUAUGCUUGCAACUAUGUGGCGACGCUCAGGGCCUUGGCAGACGCCAACGAGGUGCUCACCGACCUCCUCGAGAGCGACCUCUUCACUAUGCUCGGGGUAGACAAGCCGGAGCUGGAGCGGGUGGCCUCCAAUAAUAGCUUGCAACGCACGAGCUGGACACGGGCAGGCUUGGUGAACGUGCUGAAGGGAUCAGCUCCAUUCCUUCGUGCUGCCUCUGGGUCAUCUGACUCGGACCUUGGCCGUGCCAUGUCUUUCGCUUCGAGCUCAAAGUCAUCGUUGGACUUGGGGGCGCACGAUUUGCAACCCCGUCAAACCCGUAUGGCAACAAUACUGUCCGAAGACAUGGAAGACUGCACGGCCGAUGAGAAGGAAGAGUCCAGCACAGCCGGCGGUUUGGGCACAGAGGUGUGCCUGAAGGAGCCUUGGAAGGUAUCGCUAUGAGCCUGGCAUUAUUCAUUUGGCGCAUCGUGCCUUGACACAGCUGCCGAGAGCUAGCGAGCUCCAAGACAGCAUACACCAGCUGGAAGGACUCACCAUUGAGUUCUUUGUACUCAAGGCUUCACCCCAGACUCGUCGCCUGAAUUGUUGUUCUAGUUGCCUUGGGCCAGCGUGACCCAACGGUCACGUCUGUCUUGUUGUUUGUCAACGUGCGUGGCUGCAAGGAGGCAGCAAAAGGCAUUUGGCUAGCCAUGCUAGUCAAAGUGUUAGUAUCACGAGAGCCCCGCCCAUGGCGGCCUUCUGUUGUUGUGGCAUGAAGGACUUGAACAUGUC
This is a messenger RNA of Effrenium voratum, 2855 nucleotides long. The record is from the annotation of a GenBank genome assembly. Lineage: Eukaryota; Dinophyceae; Suessiales; Symbiodiniaceae.